AUGGCGGUGUCUGAGAUCGGCCUCGUCGGCCUGGCGGUGAUGGGCCAGAACCUGUCCCUCAACAUAGCUGAGAAGGGGUUCCCCAUCAGCGUAUACAACCGCAGCUACGACAAGACUGAGGCGGCAGUGGCGCGCGCCCAGAAAGAGGGCCUGGGUGAGAAGCUCUCCGGCUACAAGGAUGUGAAAGACUUUGUGGCCUCGCUGCAGAAGCCCAGGUGCGUGUCCCCGCGUGACGGGGGGGGGGCCAUCUCGCGGCCCCUGCGCUAG
This is a messenger RNA of Monoraphidium neglectum, 267 nucleotides long. RefSeq names its product 6-phosphogluconate dehydrogenase. Gene Ontology annotation, molecular function: phosphogluconate dehydrogenase (decarboxylating) activity; NADP binding. The record is from RefSeq and is a predicted model, not a curated record. Gene Ontology annotation, biological process: pentose-phosphate shunt, oxidative branch. The coding region runs from base 1 to 267 and encodes 88 amino acids. The transcript has 3 exons. Lineage: Eukaryota; Viridiplantae; Chlorophyta; Chlorophyceae; Sphaeropleales; Selenastraceae. Gene Ontology annotation, cellular component: cytosol.